This is a messenger RNA of Theobroma umbraticum, 2644 nucleotides long. RefSeq lists its product as uncharacterized. NCBI's taxonomy places the organism in Eukaryota, Viridiplantae, Streptophyta, Magnoliopsida, Malvales, Malvaceae. Gene Ontology annotation, cellular component: ribosome. Gene Ontology annotation, biological process: translation. Gene Ontology annotation, molecular function: structural constituent of ribosome. The record is from RefSeq and is a predicted model, not a curated record.
GAGGUAACCAAUCCCUAUUUUUUUUUUAAGAACCCUUUCGGAAAUUCACCGGUUUCCUUUCCCUCACGAUUCUUUCCCUUGUUUUUUUUCUUCUCUCUCUUCGCCAAUAGCUGCCGUCUUCCUCUCUCUCACGAGCUUCACAUUUGCUCCGCUGCCUCUUUCUAACGACUUCACAUUUGGUCCGCUUCCUCUCUCGAGCUUCCUCGAUCGCUUUCAAGAAAUCGCUACUCUCGAAGAGAAUAGUUUUGGCAUGUUAUAAGCCAACCAAAGAGAAAAAAACAGAAUAAGAAGAUGAAAUCAGUUGUGGGAGUUGUCGUGUCAGAUAAGAUGCAGAAAUCAGUGGUAGUAGCAGUGGACAGGCUCUUCCAUCACAAGCUUUACAACCGCUACGUCAAGCGCACCUCCAAGUUCAUGGCCCAUGACGAAAACGAUCAAUGCAACAUUGGUGACAGGGUUAAAUUGGAUCCUUCUAGGCCAUUGAGCAAGCGUAAGCAUUGGGUUGUUGCUGAAGUUCUUAAGAAAGCAAGAAUUUAUGUACCACCAUCCAUGGAUAAAGCUGCAAAUGCAAACUUCAAGAAUGAAGCACCGUCUUCUUCAACCCCUUAAGGAGGUGGGAGCUUUCAUGAACUUGACACGAAUGGUAUUCUUACCUUAAUGAAGUCAGAAGUGCACACCUCUAGAAAUUGUAAAUGUGCUUCCAAGAGAUCUUUCUUUGAUAAGAGAGACAUUACUUAUUAAGUAUCUUGUGCUUAAGAAUUCUUCCACUAAAUUUAUUUUUUAGAUGCUCGCUUUCCACAAUUCAAGUGAUUCAUAUAAUGGUUUAUGUUGUUAGUCUCCUAAAACAUUUAGUAUACCAUCAAUUGCAUUUAAAAUUGUCUCCCUUUGUCUUGCAUUUUGAAUAACCCAGCGGGCUAUUAUAUUAAAGCAAUAAAAGUAUAUUAAUAAAAUUACAGUUAAAGAAAUAUUUUUCUAAAUAAAUUUUACAAGAUUUGAGACCUUUUUUGCAUAUCAUCUCUAUUUUAUUUAAAAAUUAAUGAAAUUAUACAUAAUAAAUUUAUAUUUUCUAUUAUCAUAUCCUACCAUGUGAUCUAGUUUUUCAAAAAAUUCCAUAUUGUAAUGUCUGUAUCAAAUCAUACUCUUAUUCGUGCUUCCUAGCUUUCUAGCGUUUUUUUUUUUUUUUUGAGUAUCAGCUGCCACAAGUACAAGGAACACUAAAAUUUAAAAAAAACCUGUGGAUGUAUAGGAGUAUUAUUCUAAUGUAGGAGCAUUCUAGAAUUUAUCUAAUUGUUUAUCGUCAUAUGUAUUCCUUUAUAUGUAUUGUUUUACUAUUAUUCUUAGUUAAUAAUUAUGUUUUUAUUUUAUUAAGUGGUCAUAUGACUAGCAUGUGGUUUAUGUGAUUAGGUGUGAUUUUCUUGUAUGCAAGGGUUAAGAUUAAAAGCUGUUCUAACCCAGAUAUAAGUAGACCUUUAGACACAUUAGGUAGUUGCAUUGUAUUGAAAUUUAUUUUGUUAGAUGUUCUACAACCUUAAACACAAAUUACUUUGUUCCUACUUUGAUUUUACAUCAAUCUUAGCCUUUGUUUUUGUUUUCUUUCAUUGUUUUCGUUUUCUUUGUAUUGUUUCUACUUUUGCACUAUAUCAAAGACCAAAACAAUGAAAGAAUCUCUAAUAGAAAAACUAAAACAAAUCCUAAACAAGGCUAAAGUAGAAACAAGAAAAAAGAAACUAAACAAUGAAAGAAAACCAGACAGAAGGAUAAAAUUGGUGUAAAAUUGAAGUAGGAACAAAAUAACUAGAGGUUAAGGUUGUAGAACCUCAAACGGUAUAACAUGGUUGCUUGAUGUGUCUAAAGGACUACAUAUGUUAGGCUUAUAUCAGUUUUUAAUUUAGCCCUUGGAUAAAUCACAUCUAUUCCUAGCUAUUCAAACUCAUUAAGACAUUCCAUGCUAGUUACAUGACCACUUAAUAAUGCAAAACUAUAAUUACUAACUAAUAACUAUAGUAAAACAGUAAAUAUAAAGGAAUACAUGAUAAACAAUUGUGCUUAACCUUUUCCACCAUAAAGGAAAUGAAUAUCAGCAGCCAAUGAAUCAAAGCUCAUGGAGUCGGAAAAAGUAAUGUAUCAUAAUCUUAUGUUCUGUUUUUCUAUAGAUAUGUUCUUUGACUCUGUAAUUAUGAAGAAUUGUCUGUUCAAAGCCUACCUAUUCAGUGCCCUUGUUGAGCUUUAAUAGCUUGAUGUUUAUCAAUUUUAUCAACAAGCAUAAAAGUCUUUAUAUGUUAUGUUACCAUUGGUACAUUGUGAGCUUGUUUUAGAAUGUACCAGGGAAGUAAUCAAGCCCAAUUUUAUAGUUUAAUGCCCUUUAUGAAAAGCUCAUAUUCUUUAUCUUCCUCACCAGGCACUAAUGUAGUUGUUGUUGCAGCCACCCAAUCCUGCACAAUGCUGUAACCCUUUAGAUUCUCUCAAUUGAUGAUUUAACCUUCCACUCAAUUUUUCAUCUCUAAUCUUUCUUGUGAACAAUGAUCCUUCCACCAUCAUGUUCAAUGCAUUUCCAAUGUGUCUUGACUGUGUCCUAACAUUUUAUUAUUUUCUUGGCAUGUCCUUUCGUAUCUGAUAUGUAUAUCUUAACGUGUCUGAGGCAUAUUCC